This is a messenger RNA of Didymosphaeria variabile, 972 nucleotides long. RefSeq lists its product as uncharacterized. The record is from RefSeq and is a predicted model, not a curated record. Gene Ontology annotation, cellular component: Golgi apparatus. Gene Ontology annotation, molecular function: antiporter activity. The transcript has 2 exons. Bases 1 to 972 code for a protein of 323 amino acids. Lineage: Eukaryota; Fungi; Ascomycota; Dothideomycetes; Pleosporales; Didymosphaeriaceae.
AUGAACCCACGGCAAUCGAAGGAAUUGCAGGAACUGCCCAAGUAUGAGGCACCGGAGGAGCCGAUGGGGAUACCCCUCAAGGAGAAGCUCAUAACGACUGUGUGGAUUUUCCUAAAUACCAUCUCCACGCUCGGCCUGGUCUUCCUCAGCAAGCGGACAUUUGAAGACGUACAGCUCAGGCAAUGCCAGCUCAUGGUGGUCGGCUGGCACUUCACCGCGACCGGCCUCGUCCUCUUCCUAUCGACGAAGGCACCCUUCCGCGCCUUCAAACCCGUCCGAUUAAAGCCCUGGGACAUGCUCCCCGUUUGCGCCUUCUUCGUGGGCUAUGUCGUCCUCGGCAAUCUCAGUCUAACUUUCAACUCGAUCGGCUUCUACCAGCUCUCCAAAGUUAUGACCACACCCACCGUCGUCCUUAUAAACUUCAUCCUCUUUCGCAAGACCGUGACACGCUGGAUGCUCGCCUCGAUCCUGACUACCUGUCUCGGCGUCUCCUUCACGAUCAACCAAACCGCCGGCCCCGCCCUCCGCGGCGUCAUUGUCGCAACAAUGGCUUUCUUUUCCACCGCCCUCUACCAAAUCUGGAUAGGCAAGAAGAUUGAGGACUUUGCUGUUUCUCCGCCGCAGCUGCUGCUCAACCAAGCGCCCCUCUCCGUUCUCAUGCUCAUCCCCUUUAUUCCCUUCAUCGACACCAUUCCCGACAUCAGCAAGGUGCCCGCAGACAAGCUCUACUCCGCCUUCCUCUCCGGCAUCAUGGCGUCCUUGUACAACCUCUCGCAGUUCCUCAUCAUCGGCCGCACCUCCGCGCUUACGUUCAAUAUCGUCAGCCACAUCAAAUCCAUACUCAUUCUGUCGUUUGGAUGGUACAGCGAGGGCAAGAUUUUGAGCCCGAGGGAUUGGUUGGGCGUGCUACUUGCGCUUGGUGGAGGCUGGGUGUACUCGCAUUUGGCGAUGCGGGCGAAAUUGCGCAAAUAG